Neospora caninum is the source of this 951-nucleotide messenger RNA. RefSeq lists its product as hypothetical. Gene Ontology annotation, molecular function: protein binding. The transcript has 3 exons. Bases 1 to 951 code for a protein of 316 amino acids. The record is from RefSeq and is a predicted model, not a curated record. NCBI's taxonomy places the organism in Eukaryota, Apicomplexa, Conoidasida, Eucoccidiorida, Sarcocystidae.
AUGCUGACAUAUAUCGAUACUAUUCCACGAACGUUAUCUGCUUCCUCCCUUCCUGCAGGUGUUACACGAUGGCGGUGGGCAAGACCGUUGAUUGAAGGGUCGCCUCCCCCCGCCCGUGGAGGGCACACCGCCACACUAGUCGACGAGCGCCUGUUCGUGUUUGGUGGUCACAGGUAUGGAGGAGCGAAGGAAGGCUUCGUCUACUACAAUGAUCUUUACGUACUUCAUCUGACGAAGAGCCAGUGGCUUGACUUGCCCAGACACCGCGGGACUGCUCCCCUUCCGCGAUAUGGCCAUUCGGCAGUUCUUGUUGGAAGACGUAUCAUCAUUUUCGGCGGAAAAGGCGAACGAGGCCAAUAUUUUGCGGAUCUCCACGCGCUCGAUACAGAGACGCUCGCAUGGUACCAGGGCCCUACAGGUCAACCAGGAUGCCCAUCGCCUCGCUUCGGUCACUCUUGCAACCUCAACGGUACCUCCAUGUACAUAUUUGGUGGAGCACGUGAGAAAGAGCUAAAAAAUGAUUUAUUGUGCAUGAACCUCGUGGAUAUGUGCUGGAGCCAACCCAAAACGAAAGGAACUCCACCAUGUCCUCGAUACGGCCAUGCGACCCUGAUUGUUGGACGACAGCUUAUCGUGUGCGGUGGCAUGCAUCGCGUUCAACUCUACCCGGCCGAAGGAGACGCCUUGCUGGAGAAGAUUGAGCUCAAGGACUGGUACCUUAUUGACCUGGCCAUCUUGGACAUGAUGACUUUCACAUGGUAUCGCAUCCGCACGCACGGUCAUCCUCCUCCUCCUCGGUUCGGACACUCAAUGGCAGCAGUGAACGAUGACCUUGUGAUCUUUGGUGGCUGGCCUGGUGCACACGGCCACUCCUGCAUCAUCACACAAGACAUCUGCCGUUCUGAAGAAUACUGCAACGAUGACAUGGGAAACCUGCUCCUCGUUGGGUAA